This is a messenger RNA of Fulvia fulva, 348 nucleotides long. RefSeq lists its product as uncharacterized. The transcript has 3 exons. NCBI's taxonomy places the organism in Eukaryota, Fungi, Ascomycota, Dothideomycetes, Mycosphaerellales, Mycosphaerellaceae. Bases 1 to 348 code for a protein of 115 amino acids. The record is from RefSeq and is a predicted model, not a curated record.
AUGGCCGGUUUCACUAUCACGAUGCGAGCUGCUGCUUUCUGCACCUCGCGCACGCCUGCUGUUUCCCGUGCUGGCGCUGUGAGGAGUUUCCAGAGCUGCAGAGUUUUGGCUGCGGGUAAGGAGACGAAGCCGCAGGACGAGGGCCGCAAAGAAGAGAUCGAGCGCGAGAAGCAGCAACAAUUGAAGGAGCAGAAGGAGGGCCGCAACGAGUGGAAGGACGCCCUGGCCAGCGAGAGUGAGAGCAUCCUCAAGGCAGACCGCGGCGAAGUCAAGGCAUCGAAGGAGACCAUUUCCGAGCUACAGAAGGAGUCCGCGAAGGCCGCCGAGCGUGAGAAGAAGGGACAGUAG